CGUUACGAUAAAAGACAAGUUUUUCGGAGAGCGUAUUCGCAGAGAGCCGUUUCAAUGGUCGUGGCGAAUAUGUUCCACGCCGUCGUCAUCGCCGCCGCCGUCGUAGGGCGCCUGACGAGCUAGUUUCGACGGGCCAGCGCGACGGUAGCCGCCGAGCCGCGUCUCGGUGCCUCGGUGCUCGUCAGUUAAUAAACGAGCGCGAGCACGUUACGACGCGCGAGCGCGACUCUGGGUCUCGUCGCAGUCACUAAGCCGCCACUAUCAUCGCCACCGCCGCCACCGCCGUCGUCGCCGCCGCCGCUGCUGUUGCCGUCACCGUCGCUGUGGUUGUUGCCGUCACCGUCGCCGCUGCCGCCGCCGCCGCUACCGCUACCGCCGUAACCGUCACCAUCGUCUCCCCGAAGAUGACCAUAAUAGUAUUUCUGAUCGACACGUCGGCCUCCAUGAAUCAGAGGGCUUAUUUGGGGGGUCGACCCACGCUCUUGGACGUAGCCAAGAGCGCCGUGGAAACCUUCGUGAAGGUACGACAGAGAUCGCCGGAGAGCCGUGGGGAUCGUUACAUGCUCCUGACCUUCGAAGAUCCACCUCAGAACAUCAAGGCAGGAUGGAAAGAGAACCUGGCGACCUUCAUGAACGAACUCAAAAACUUGCAAUGCGUUGGCUUGACGACCCUAGGUGCCGCCUUGAAGCACGCGCUGGACGUAUUGAACAUAAAUCGUAUGCAGACCGGCAUAGACACGUACGGCCAAGGGAGAUGCCCGUUUUACUUGGAGCCGUCCGUUAUAGUUGUUAUAACAGACGGAGGAAAAUACACGACUAACAGCGGGGUACAUCAGGAUUUUACGUUGCCGAUGCAUUCGCCGAUACCCGGGUCUGAACUGACGAAGGAGCCAUUUAGAUGGGACCAAAGACUGUUCUCUUUGGUGCUGCGCUUAUCAGGGACACCGGCCGUUGAACGAGAUAUCGGCUUGGUGGCGAGCGACUCGUCGCCGAUAGACGCGAUGUGCGAAGUGACCGGAGGUCGUUCUUACUGCAUUACGUCGUUCAGGAUGAUGAUACAGUGCAUCGAUUCGCUGGUACAAAAGGUCCAGUCGGGCGUAGUGAUAAAUUUCGAAAAGAUCGGUCCCGAUCCACCGCUACUGACCAACGAGACCCCGCAACAUCAGGACGAGGAGGAGAACGAGGAGGACGGUAACUCGGCGAACGGGCCGCGCGCUCAGUAUCCGAACGCGUUGGCGCCGGGGAAUACGGCUUGGUAUUCCUGCAGACGCCUGAUCUACGUUCCGCGCUCGGCCCAGAAGGGUUUUGCGGUAGGCUUCUGGCCGAUCCCCGAGAGCUUCUGGCCGGAUCUCAGCGCCAGCUCGUUACCGCCACGAUCGGCGCAUCCAAAUGUCAAGUUCACGUGCACCAGCCAGGAGCCGAUGGUGAUCGAGAACCUGCCCUUCGACAAGUACGAGCUGGAACCGAGUCCCCUGACGCAGUACAUCCUGGCGCGGAAACAGCCGACGACAUGUUGGCAAGUGUUCGUCGCGAAUUCGUACAAGUCGAGCGAAGUGGGCCAUCCGUUCGGCUACUUGAAAGCUAGUACAAACUUGACUUGUGUUAAUCUCUUUGUCAUGCCUUACAACUAUCCCGUGCUGUUACCGUUGCUGGAGGAGCUCUUCAAAGUGCACAGGCAGAAACCGACGCCCGAGUGGAGGGCGCAGUUCCAGGGCUACAUAAGGACCAUGCCUACUUAUUACGCCGCCUCGUUGAGGAGAGCGUUAACCAGGAUGGGUGCGUCCGCGCCUCUGGCGCAAACCUUGAUACCAGAUAAUAUGGACAAUUCCUUGUCAUACAGUGUCUUAAAUUAUCUAAAAAGAUUGAAGAAUCAGGCCAAGAUCGAAUUUGAUCGGCUCUGUAACGAGGUCAUUUCCAAGCAGGUCGCCGCCUCGAAUCUUACGAAGAACUUGUCCAAUUGUACUACGAGCGUAAUAACGGAAGGGGUGAGAGUUAUACCGAAGACUCCGCUGAAGAAAGAUUUGGUGUCCCAUCCUUUGCUACAAGACAAAUUCACGGGUCUGCGCGAUCAACUGAACGAGUUCGGAGGUUUCGUCGUCGGGCUGGUGAAGAAUCAGCAGCAGCAGCGUGGCGCGCACAGCUACAGGAACGCCUUCGACGUACCGAGGAAGUCCCUGCUCGACCAAGUGGUUCGGAUGCGCGCGAAUUUCCUGCAGCCAGGCUUGUUGCAUACAAAGUUGCUCGACGACGACUACGUUCACUCGAUGCCUUUAGCCCAAAUGGGGAACUAUCAGGAAUAUCUGAAACGCAUGACUCCGCCACUGAGAGAGAUCGAAAGUGUGCCAGUUAGACAACAUAUGUUCGGCAAUCCCUUCAAGAUAGACAAGAGAAUGAUGGUAGACGAGGCGGAUAUCGACUUAGUCGGCGCGACGUCCUCGACGUCGAAGGGCGGUCUCAAGCGCACUCUGCCGCAGUCGGACAGCGUAGGCUCGUCUUCGCCUAGGCCGCCGCCUAACAAAAGGAAGCCCGGGCCCAUACCGAAAGACGUGAUCGUGCGACGGCCCUCGUACACGCUUACUCCGCCGAGUUCUCCGAUUCCCUGGGUGAUGGAAGACACGAAGAACCAGGUAGCGGUUACAGCAGCGGCGACAACAAUCGCCGAUACCAGCGUCCCGCCGAUCUUGCCCAGUUUGCCCAACGUAUCGCCGGGUCACGCGUCACUGCCGUGUUCGAGCGCGUCCGAAAAGUUGGUAAACGGUCUCACGGAGAUGCCGGUAAUACCGGUUUUCGAGCCGAUCCCGGUGGAGCACGUUAAUAAUCAUAUGGACACGCCGCCCGUUCUGACGCCGAUAGUUAACAACGUGGACACGAUAUCGAAGAGUGAUGUUAAAAGUGAACGGACAGAUAGCGUGAAGAACGAGUGUAGUCGGUUACCGGUUAACGAUUGCAUCGAGAAUAGCGUGCGAGUUGUGGAAAGUGUCGCUGAAGAGAGACUGACGAAUCACGUGGAGGAGAGACGCGAGCCGAAGACCGAGCGGGAGCGGAAGCCGACGAAGAAGGAACUGGAGGACAUCAGGCGACACAAUUUGAGCAUCCGGGAACUCGUUUACAAAGAGGUGCGGAGAAGAGGGAAAAAUUACGCAACACUGUUCUCACAGUUACAUCAAGUUCAGGGGACCCUAGAUAUUCGGCUUGCGUUUGUAAAAGACAUAGUAAAAGAAUCAUUACGCUUUAAACGACGUAACUUGGCGUCGCUGUUAGAAGAAUAUCUUAAAACCAUUCAAGAGGACGGUUGCGCUAUAAAUCACAAGCUGAAUCACAAUGGUGCCACGAAGAUAAGUUAAGAUACAUGCGUAAUCAGGGCAUUAUCUUAAUAGCGGCAAGGACAUGAAUCGCGAGGGAACUCUCGCGCAAGUUUUUGUCAGAGAUUUUAGUAGCGAUUUCGAUCUCGCCGAAAUAAGGCUACUUUCGAUAAUGGAGAGACCUGCGCAAAGUCCUGAGGUCUCAGCAAAUUUCAAUAGCAUUUUCGAUGUCAACCAUACAAGUUGUAUCACUUUAAUGCUUUGCUUUUAACUUUGUGAGUAAUCAAUAGAAAUGGUAUGUACAUAACGUGGUGCUCUGCAGCCAUGAAUUGCGGUAAUAGUUUAUUUACCAUUUCCAGUAACGCAAAACGAUAACGGAGCAAUAUUUGACCAUACUGUAUAUUGAAUUUUAUUAGUUUCUUAAUUGAUUAUAUUCGGAUCAGAUACCAAAUGUGGAUCGACAAUUUCAUGUAUCGCUGAUAAGCGACAUAAAAACACGUCGAUGCCUUGUAUGAUAUCGACAAUAGAGCAUAAAGUUGUAUAUAAAAGAGCAAAAUUUAAGUGAAUUACUUUAAACUGUCGCUUAUUAGCAACUCGUCAAAUUAUCGACCCGCAUUUGGUCAUCUUACCCUAAUCUUUCCCUAAAACUUAAUUGUUUUAAGCUUUAAUCUGAGAAGAGAAAUCUAGAAUCUUUUUCACCAUGGAUACUCGAAAAUAUCCUAAGUAAUAUACAACUUAACGUAAUUGCGCAACGUACUAAGUUCUUAUUCCUCACAAGUGGGUGUUCGUUACAUGUAAAUACAUUCGUACGCUCGUUUCAUCCUCUAUUAUGAUGUAAUUUUCCAUAAUCUCGGAAUUUUGCCGGAUAUCAUUUGGCGCAUAUAUUGAAAACGUCUUGGAUAAAAGUAUGCUGGCAUACAAGAUAAUAAAUUGCGGGUAAAGCGAAAUAAUAACGUAACGUAACAACUAUUAUCUGUCAUCAAAAUAUGAAUUCUCACAAAGAUUCGGAAGUACAAGUGCAAUCAAAUGAAUCAGCAAAAUUCUAUACAAUCCUCAGCGCCCAUGUCGAAUUUAGGACAGAAUAACUAUAUAUUACUCUUACACCUCAUGCAAUUUACAUUUCCUAUUAUAUUUAAUCUGUCUAUAGUCACUUGUGAUCUAUGCCAUUAAGUUUAAUAAAAUGCCAUAGUUUAACACUGUACCGAAUUGUCUGAAAAUUUUGUUGCGUACUUUGUUGAUGUAAAAACAAACCAAGAUCUGGCUUUAAAAUUAUAAUCGCGAUCUCUAUAUGUAUGAAGAUGAAAACAUAUCUUUUAUUAUUUCGUGAGGAAAGAGAGAUUGUAGAAAAUCGCACGUCAUGAAAGCAUUUAUCACUGUGUAAUUUACCAAAUUAAAAUAUUGGGAAAAAAAACGAAUGGAAAUUCUUGGUUACAGUGGAUUCUUUUUCUUACGCGAGUUGCAGCAUUAGCUCUCGUACCGCGAAACCUGUCGUAGAUAACUAUACCAAAAAUACAUUUGCGUACGUUUAAAUGAAACGCUAAACGCAGGUUUCAUUGUGAACGAAGGGUUGACAGUGCCUGAUGCUAUUUGAAAUUGAGAUAAUUUAUUCAACCCACUACGUCACCAAAAGCUUAUAAUUUAUUAUUUUAUUUUGCACAUAAAAAUGUAUGCGUGUAUAUUAAAAAAUUUUUAUUAUUUUUAAUUAUAAAUACGUUAAGGACGAUGUCGAGAGUACACAAAAUUUUAUGUUAUAUUGUACAAAAUCGAGAUAUCCAUGGGUCCUUUCCAGCAAGAGACACAGAUUGACACGGUGUAACAUAGAGAAUCAUUUUAUCCUUGUUUAAUAAUGACAUACAACAAAGAUGAAACGACUCUCUGUGUUGUGAUAUACGCGCGCGUGCGCACACACAUGCACAGGCGGGCGCGAGAAAUAAAGAAUGUAAUAAAUUUUGUAGUUAUUAAAAAGUUCCAACAAUUGCAUACUGU
Messenger RNA from Vollenhovia emeryi, 5288 nucleotides. It is a transcript of the gene IntS6, whose product is annotated as integrator complex subunit 6. Lineage: Eukaryota; Metazoa; Arthropoda; Insecta; Hymenoptera; Formicidae. The record is from RefSeq and is a predicted model, not a curated record. Gene Ontology annotation, cellular component: integrator complex. The transcript is spliced from 9 exons. The coding region runs from base 405 to 3344 and encodes 979 amino acids. Gene Ontology annotation, biological process: snRNA 3'-end processing.